Molecule: messenger RNA, 2562 nt
Organism: Ipomoea nil (Japanese morning glory)
Lineage: Eukaryota; Viridiplantae; Streptophyta; Magnoliopsida; Solanales; Convolvulaceae
Exons: 3
Coding region: 157-2562 (801 amino acids)
Source: RefSeq, a predicted model, not a curated record
AAAAAAUGAAUUGCUAGCUGUCAACGAUAGAGGUGGGGUAGACGGCCCAUUGCCGGUGCCGGUAACGGCGUCUUUUACUGACGAUGGAGAACACUGGUGUGAGGAAGAAGAAAUAAUAAUCUGGUUUUGAAAGCUGGUAAUGGCCGGUUGCAGAGAAUGGAUAUUGAGUUGAAUGCCUUGUGUAAACCUGCUGAAGAACGGCUGGCGAGGAUGGAAUUGAUGCUUGCGGAAGGAUCAACGCCGCCUCCACGUGCAAAGAAGACGGCCGGAAAAGCUGCCGACGAUCCUUACUGUUACGCAGUGAAAAGGGAUGGAUUCCAGACUUGCGUAAAGAACCUUUCUUCUUUGCAAGCAUUUCUCCAGAAGGAAUCCUGUGGUGAUGAUGAUGGUGGUGCACUCAGAGAUUUGGAAAUCCAAAUCAGGGACUUUGCACUCGGAGCUGAAGAUGACAUCGAAAUGCAGCUUAGCAACAUCCUUCUCGCUGAAGAUGGGGAGUAUCGAGAAAAAGCUUCCCACAAACUCUAUCAAUCUUUGCGAGAGGCAGCAAAAAAUGCAAAAGAGCUGUUGAAGAUUCUAGCCAGGGAAAAAGAGUCGUGUGUAAGUGAGACCGAGAUGGCUAUUGCUGCUUUAACUACUCUCGUGACAACAUUUGAGUAUUACUUUUUGCACCCCUUCCCAACGGUGUCUCUUGAUGAUGAAGCAGCAAUGAUAUCUUUCUUUGAAAACUUUUAUUCUCUGCAAACCUCUCUCCAGAAGGAAUCCGGUGGUGAUGGUGGUGCUGCAAUAAAAAAAGUGGAAACCAAAAUCAGAAACUUUGCACUCAAAGCUGAAGGUGACAUUGAAAUGCAAGUAAGCAACUUUCUUCUAGCCAAAGACACCGAGCAUGAAGAAGAAGCUUCUCAGGAACUCCGUCAAACCAUGCAAGAUGCAGCAGAAAAUGCAGCUGAGUUGUUGAAGAUUUUCAACGAAGAAAUAGAUCAUGAAAGAGUGAGGAAGAUGACUUGUGGUGCUCUAACUUCUCUCAUAGAAACUAUUAAGCUUCGGCUUCUGCCAAGCACCACAUGCUUUUGGUGGCCAUAUCCUUGUUGUGAAGGAGCAAUCAAAUCUUUCCUAAGAAACCUUUCUUCUUUGAAAGCCUUUCUCCAGAAGGAAUCCAUUGGUGAUGGUGGUGUACUCAAAGAUUUGGAAAUCCAAAUCAAAAACUUUGUACUCAAAGCUGAAGGUGACAUCCAAAAACAACUUGACAACUUUCUUGCUCCCCGUGAACUCAACCAAAUUCUGCAAGAAGCAGCAAACAGUGCAACAGAGCUGUUGAAGAUUCUAACCAGACUUAAAGAGUCCUGUUUAAGUGAGAGAGAGAUGGCUAGUGCUGCUUUAAGCAUUCUCAUGACAAAGUUUGAGUAUUACUUUUUGGAACCCAUCCCAUUGGUGUCUCUUGAUGCUGUAGCUAUUAUGCCUUUCUUCGAAUACCUUUCUUCUUUGCAUGCUUUUCUCCAGAAGGAAUCCAGUGGUGAUGGUGGUGCACUCAAAGAUUUGGAAAUCCAAAUCAGAAACUUUGCACUCAAAGCUGAAGAUGACAUCCAAAUACAACUUGGCAAAAAAUUUGCUUCAGUUGAACUCCGACGAACUUUGCAAGAAGCAUCAAAGAAUGCUAAAGAACUGUUGAUAAUAACCAUACAAAAAGAGUCCUUAAGUGAGAGGGAGAUGGCUAGUGCUGCUUUAAGCAUUCUCAUAACAAAGCUCCAGUAUUUCUUUUUGAAACGCACCUCAUUGGUGUCUCUUGAUGUCGAAGCUAUUAAGCCUUUCUUCUAUGACCGUUAUCUUUAUAAAGAAUACCUUUUGCUUCCCAAUCCACCUUUUAAUGAUGAAGCAGGCCAAGAAGCAGUGAAAUCUUUCUUCAGAAAGCUUUGUUCUCUGCAAGCCAUAUUGCAGAGGAAAUCUAAUAGUAGUGCUGCAAUCAGAAAAUUUGCACGAAAAGCUGGAGUUGACAUCAGUAUACAACUACGCGAGUUUCUUAUAGCCAAAGACACCGAGCAUGAAGAAAAAGCUACCCAGGAACUCUAUCAAACCUUCCAAGUUGCAGCCAAAAUUGCAGCAGAGAUUAUCGACAAAGAGGAACAGCAUGAGACAGAGAGGGAGAUGACGUGUGCUGCUUUAACUUCUCUCAGGGCAACAAUUGGUGAGAUUAUCAACAAAGAUUUCUUGGAAAAGUUUUCUUCUUCGCAACUCUUUCUGCGGGAGGAAUCUACUGAUGGUGUUGCUUUAAGUAGUCUCAAGGGAGCAAUUGAGAAGGGGUUUCUUGAUGAUGAAGCAGCAAGAGAACCUUUCCUUGAAAACAUUUCAUCUUUGCAAGCUUUUUUGCAAAAGGAGUCCACUGGUGGGGCUGCAGUGGAAGAUUUGGAAACUAAAAUCAAAGACUUUGCACUCAAAGCAGGAGAUGAUAUCAAAAUAAAACUAAACAAUUUUCUUCGGACCAAAGACACAGAGUAUCAAGAAAAACUUUCUCAGGAACUCCAUCAAUCCAUGCGAGAAGCAGCGGAAAGUGCAGCAGAAGCUUUCUAA